AUGGCUGGCGCACUGAUAGACAGCAAUCUGCACGGCCUGCAGCUGCUCAACAGGGGCAAGGUCCGCGACGUCUACGCCACCUCCGACCCGAACCUCCUUCUCUUCGUCGCCUCGGAUCGCAUCUCCGCCUACGACGUUAUUCUGCGCAACGGCGUACCGGACAAGGGCAAGGUGCUCACGCAAAUUUCGCUGUUCUGGUUCAAGAAGCUCGGGCAUGUCAUCCCCACACACUUCGUCACGGCGGACAUCAGCGAGAUGCCCGCCGAGGUCCAGGUGCACCGGGAGACGCUCGAGGGGCGCGCGAUGCUCGUGAAAAAGGCCAAGGUCGUUCCGCUCGAGGCGAUCGUCCGUGGAUAUAUCACGGGUUCCGGAUGGUCCGAGUACAAGAAAUCCGGUACCGUCCAUGGCAUUCCGCUCCCGGCGGGCUUGGUUGAGUCGCAACAACUGCCCGAGCCGCUGUUCACACCGUCCACCAAGGCCGAGCAGGGUCAGCAUGACGAAAACAUCUCUCCCGAACAAGCCGCCACCAUCGUCGGCGCGGAGCUCUGCGCCAAGGUCGAGCGCGCCGCGCUCGCACUCUACAAAGAAGCCGCCUCCUACGCGCUUACGCGCGGGCUCAUCCUCGCGGACACCAAGUUCGAGUUUGGGCUUGUCGGCGACGAGCUCAUCCUCGUCGACGAGCUGCUCACGCCCGACUCGUCGCGUUACUGGCCCGCGGCGGAGUACAAGCCGGGCGGGCCGCAGGCGAGCUUCGACAAGCAGUACCUGCGCGACUGGCUCACGCAGACGGGAUUCCGGAAGGGCCUAGAGGGUGGGCCGGAGGGGAGGGAGGGCGAGGGAUGGGUCAUGGAGGAGAGCGUGGUGGAGGGGACGCGGAAGCGGUACUUGGAGGCGUUGGAGAUGUUGACUGGGUCGGGCCUGUAG
Molecule: messenger RNA, 924 nt
Organism: Trametes versicolor FP-101664 SS1
Lineage: Eukaryota; Fungi; Basidiomycota; Agaricomycetes; Polyporales; Polyporaceae
Product: SAICAR synthetase
Exons: 4
Coding region: 1-924 (307 amino acids)
Biological process (GO): 'de novo' IMP biosynthetic process
Cellular component (GO): cytoplasm
Molecular function (GO): phosphoribosylaminoimidazolesuccinocarboxamide synthase activity
Source: RefSeq, a predicted model, not a curated record